Messenger RNA from Harmonia axyridis, 3049 nucleotides. Its product is annotated as glutamyl aminopeptidase. The transcript is spliced from 16 exons. The coding region runs from base 187 to 3006 and encodes 939 amino acids. Gene Ontology annotation, biological process: peptide catabolic process; proteolysis. The record is from RefSeq and is a predicted model, not a curated record. NCBI's taxonomy places the organism in Eukaryota, Metazoa, Arthropoda, Insecta, Coleoptera, Coccinellidae. Gene Ontology annotation, cellular component: cytoplasm. Gene Ontology annotation, molecular function: metalloaminopeptidase activity; zinc ion binding; peptide binding.
UAUUAUUCUGAGUUUGUGUACCGUCCGAUUUGUCUCUACUUGAGUACACACUCUUUUUAUUCUAUCGACUUGAAUCUUCAUUUCUCACGUCUCAUUGUGUUAUUAUUUUCAUUCUGUUUGUGUCCAGUAAUAGUAGAAAUAUAGAACAUAUAUUGAAGUUGUGUUCGUGAAAUUGAACGUCUGAAAAUGGGUUUGUUUGAUUGGGUGAAAACGAAUAAAUGGCUGGUAUUUUUUUUCUCACUAUCCAUUAUAUUUAUCUUGUGGACUGCCGCCUUGCAGAUACUGUUUUGGUAUGCCCAAGACGAUUUGAAUGAGCUGAGGACAAAAUAUGAUAUAGAACUCCUGAAACAAACUGAUACUGAAUCUACUACUGCAAAAAAAUGGCCUUAUUUUUAUUAUGACAAAACAUCACGCGGCAUGUCUAUGCACCGCCUUAUCGACCAGAUCACACCGGAGAAGUACGACCUCUAUCUCUACCCAAACCUGAAGAAUGGCACCUUCGAAGGAAAGGUUAACAUUACGCUCCAGCUUCAAGACAUCACAACGAUCACCAUGCACAACAAGAACCUGACCAUCAAAAGCGCAAAGUGCGAUCAGUCUCCUUUGGAUUUCUACACGUUUCCCCACGAUGAGCUUAUGGUCAUCCAGAAGGAAGACCAGACAGCCUUCAACAAUGGUUCUACCAUUUUGGAGUUGGAAUUUGAGGGCGUCAUGAAGAACAAGCUGGUGGGUUUGUACCAGAGCACCUAUACGGGAAAGAAAGGAUUGAGAACGAUCGCAACUUCGAAAUUUGAACCCACCUACGCAAGAGAAGCCUUUCCAUGUUUCGAUGAACCUGGUUUGAAAGCGACGUUCAAAGUUCACAUAUGGAAACCAAACGAUUCAGACUAUAUAGCCUUGAGCAACUAUCCAGUGGAAAGCGAAGAAGACCUAAACGGCGGAAAACUUGUCCACUUCAAAGAAACUGUAAAGAUGUCCACAUAUCUCGUAUGUUUCAUCGUUUGCGACUUCAACUACACGGAAACCUUCUUCGAGAACAAUGGUACCAACGUACCUUUCAGGGUAUAUGCAACGCCCCAACAGCUGGAGAAGACAACUUACGCUGGUGAAGUGGGAAAGAAGACUAUUGAGUUCUACAUCAAAUAUUUCGAUAUACCUUACCCUCUACCCAAGUUAGACAUGAUUGCCAUUCCCGACUUCAGUUCUGGUGCCAUGGAGCAUUGGGGAUUGGUCACCUACAGAGAAACAGCUCUCUUGUACACUCCCAAAGAUCAUUCCUCGGAGAAUAAGCAGAGAGUGUUGGUUGUGGUUGCACAUGAACUGGCCCACAGUUGGUUCGGUAAUUUAGUCACCAUGGCCUGGUGGGACAAUCUCUGGUUAAACGAAGGCUUCGCCUCCUACAUAGAAUACAAGGGUGGACAUGCAGCAGAACCAACCUUUGGACUGUUGGAUCAAUUCUUAGUUAGAGAACUGCAUCCGGUUCUGGACCUUGACGCGAAGAUCAGCUCCCAUCCCGUUAUCCAGAACGUUGGCACCCCUGAUCAGAUAACAGAAGUUUUCGACACCAUUUCGUACAAUAAGGGCGCCUGCGUGCUGCGAAUGUUGGAACAAACAGUCGGCGAGGAGAAGUUUAGGAAGGGGGUUACCAACUACCUGAAGAGAUACGAAUACUCCAACGCCGUUACCAAAUACUUGUGGCGCGAGAUACAGAAAGUUGUCGGGGAGUCUAUAGAUGUUCGUGACUUUAUGGAUACCUUCACGAUGCAGAUGGGCUACCCGAUACUUAACGUGACGGUUGAAGGGGACAAGUUAGUACUGGACCAAACCAGGUUCUUGAUCAACCCAGCUGACGCAGACAAGCAGAAACCUUCGCCAUUGAACUACACAUGGACUGUACCAGUUACGUAUAUUACCGAUAAAGGAAAAUCAGAAGGAAUCGUUUGGUUCAAUCAUACCAGCAAAAAUGUGACAAUCGAGAGGCCGAAAGACGCAAAAUGGAUCAAAUUCAAUCCGGACCAAGCGGGAUACUACAGAGUAAACUACCCGAACGCGAUGUGGAAAGAACUGGGUCAACACAUGUUGGAACUGCCGGUCUCCGACCGAACUCAUCUUCUAGAAGAAGCCUUCAGUAUAGCCAGAUCUGGUCAGUUGAGCUACGAGAUCCCGUUGGAACUCACCAAAUACCUCAAAGACGAGACUAACUAUACGCCCUGGGAGGUAGCUUCGUCUAAGCUACUUGAGCUUCUGAAGCUGUUAAAGGCUUCGAGGAAAGAGCAGGAGUUCAAGCAUUACGUCAUCAAGAUCCUCAACCCAAUCUACAAGAAUCUGUCUUGGAUAAUAGGCAAAGAUGACUCCCACCUCAAAAAGUUGACGCGCGUUUUGGUGUUGAAACUUGCCUGUGAAAUCGAAUACGACGCAGCUCUGAAAGAUGCCGCCAAUCAAUUGGACAUCUGGUUCACCACAAGGACAGCCUCACCAGAUUUAAGAGAAAUCAUCUAUAAAUAUGGUAUGAAGAAUGCUGACCUUGACAAGUGGGAGAAGUUGUUCAAGCUAUUCGAAGAGGAGUCUGAUGCCAAUGAGAAGUUGAAGCUUUUAAGGGGGUUGACAGCUGUGAAUAACCCAACACUUUUAUAUAGAUUACUUGACCUUGCCAAAGAUGAAACUUACAUCCGCUCUCAAGAUUAUAUCAAUUUCAUCAUCAUGAUGUCUAGAAAUCCUAUUGGACUUCCUAUAGUAUGGGAUUAUGUCAGGGAAAACUGGGAUGUUCUUAUCAAACGGUUCACGCUGAACAGCAGAUAUUUGGGAGAGAUGAUUCCAGCCAUCACCUCCAGUUUUUCAACCAAUAUCAAGCUAGCAGAGCUGAAUGACUUUAUUGCUGCACAUCCCGAAGGUGGUGCAGGUACAGCAGCUAGAGAAAGAGCUAUAGAGAAUAUCAAGAAUAACAUUCUGUGGUUAUCAAAGUACAAAGACACUGUUGAAAAAUGGAUAUCUGUCAAUAGUUCCUAGAAAAUUGUGUAUAUAUUUGUAAAAUAAAUGUUUCUACUUUUUA